Molecule: messenger RNA, 1800 nt
Organism: Sinocyclocheilus anshuiensis
Lineage: Eukaryota; Metazoa; Chordata; Actinopteri; Cypriniformes; Cyprinidae
Product: protein FAM219B-like
Exons: 7
Coding region: 132-626 (164 amino acids)
Source: RefSeq, a predicted model, not a curated record
AGUCCGCGGAAGUGACGUCAGGCGAAGAAGAAUCUCUGUUUACAGCUGUGUUUAAACUCUGUUAGCAUGAGCUCCGACACUGUGAUUUAAGACAUGAUUUCGCGUUUAAGGCUUCUUUCUGAAACACCGACAUGAGCGACGCGAUGGAGAGCCGAGAGCAGGGAACUCUUCUGUCUUCAGCCGCGAUGAAGAGAGCUGAAAUCAGUGACCAGCCACAAGCGGUGGAGAAGAGAGGGCCGUAUAUCAUGUCCAAAGCUCCUGCUUUCCACACCAAGCUCCAGAAGCACAGAGACACGGCCAGACGAGCUCUGCAGAAGAGAGGACUGGGCUCAGGGAGGCUUGUGCUUCAUCAGCCACGACACAAACCAAAGACUGUGAGGUUCAAUCAGGGAUACGCGGCUCUGAGUCAGACGGGAGAGGAUUCGCUCGUCUCGCUGGACUCAGACAGUGAUGCAGAGCUGGACUGUUCGUCUGGAUAUUCCUCAGCAGAAGUGCAUCCAGAUCUGAGCAGGCAGCUGUUGAAGGAUGGAUAUCACCUGGAUGAGACACCUGAUGAUGAAGAUCUGGACCUGAUUCCCCCGAAAGCCCUGAGCUCCUCCGUCUGCUGCUGCUGCUGUGUGCAGUGAGAAACGGUCUUCCAUAGUGAUGCCAAAGAUCUCAUUCUCAUUGCUGUAAUGGAUGAAAACAAUCAUAUUUAAAUGGUCAGUUAUGUAUUCAUCAUGGAAGCAUUUGUUGUGCUGCCUUUGAACUGACUGAAAAAACUAUUUACAAAAGCAUAGUACUUUAUGUGCUUUAGUCACAGAAAUAUGAUUUGGAAGUGAUUUGUGUAUGUAUGAAAUCAGUGGCCAUCGCUAUCUUCAUUCUCUGAGUUUUAUAAUCAUCAUUUCACUCGGGACAGCAGCUGAUGAUUUCAAAACUCUCAGAAAAGGAAGUGAAGAUGAAAGUGGGAUCUGAAACACACAGAAUACACAUAAUGCUCCAGCUCAGCGUGUGGGGAAGUGCAGCGUUACUGAUAGUGAGAAACCUGACACUACUUUACAUACAUGUGUGUGUGUGUGUGUGUGUGUGUGUGUGUGUUUUACUCUGCUCUGGAGGUCUUUGAGGCUCUUUUGAAAAGUGUUUAUACAUUUUUUUAACUGUAUUUUCUCUCUGAUAUUCUGUUACUCUCAAACAGCAACACAUUUUGUUACUGAAAUGAAGUGAGGCUGAUGCGAGUUGUUACAUUAGUCAAUAUAUGACGUGUUAUUUUGUAUUUAAAAUUGCAUAAUCCAGAAUAUUUUUAUCUGCCCUUAAAUAUGCAUUUGCUUGAGUAUUAUAAAUAUGUCGUUGUGUCUGUGUUUGUGGUUAAAGUGUGUGUGAGAGAGAUUUAGAAAAUCUUCAACACUAUGCAACUAAACACUUUAUUUCUUCACUUUGUAGCCACAAGAAAUCAGUUACUGACUUUAUAAUGCGAUGACUUUAUUGACUUUUAUUUUGUUGCAAGACAUAUAUUAUUUGUAUUUAACGAUGUUAAUUGUGAAAUUAAAGGAAACACUUAAACUUUCUCUCUUUAAUGUGUGUCAGGUGUUUAUAUUCACAAUCGAAUCUCGGCAUGGGAUCGUUAGGAAGUACAUCAUGCUAGAAAUGACCAGCAGUCUUCCUUUAAUGCUAUUUGGAUUAAACUGGAACAGAGUUGGAAAAAAGCCAGAGUCGUGUGUGUUGGUGAAAGUGGUGUGGUUUCUAGACAGCUGAUGGAUGGGUAAAAUAUAACAAGUAAAUGCAACAAUAAAAGUGUGAAACUGCACCUACUGCGCAUGAGCA